UUUUUCUUGAAUUUGAUUUUGGUUUCUGCAGCGUUUCGUCUCCCUUCCAGCCUGGCAGAUAUUUUCCUUCCCCUUCGUAAGAGAUCUCUAGGUAAGUCUGAGUUUGCGAAUUACUGAGAUAUCACACAUUUAUUUCUUACUCGGAGUGAUUGAAGCAGUGAAGUGAAAGGGAAAUAUUUGAAAUUAGUUCCAGUUCUCAUUUACUGGGUUUAAAGAAACAAGAACUAAAAUCGAAAUAAAUCUUAGUCAUGGCAAAUGGGUUAAAGCUCAUUUUCCUUCCAUCCUUGUUUGUCAUAUAUCUAAGCUAAACGGCGAAUGAUUUUAAUGUUCAGUUGUACUCAUUGCGGAAUUUGCAUUAGUGCAACGGGAUUUUCGAUUCCAUGGCGGAAAUGCUGAAAGGUGUCACGUCAAAAACCGCUUCGGCAGAGUUCCCUUCGAACUCAAAGGGAAGACUGUCCGCAAGCAGCACACGUCUUCUACCUCCUAAGGCCACAAGACCUAAGGAAAGCCUUACUCGGUUUUCCAACGUUAUGCAGAUGAUACUGAAUUGUUCAGAAAACAAACUACCCCCUUCACCGCAUGGUGAGUGAUUCGUGACGCGAAAGCGUCGUCCAGCUCUUGAACUGCACCAAGGAUGCGUCACCAUUUUAUAAAUUCGCCCAUCAGUUCGCAUCUUUUAGGUAGUUCAUUUCGCCCUUUCAAGAAAUGGAAAAGCAAGGUGAUUGUUUACCAAAUUUUUGUCUGAGUCUUAAGUCGCUGUAAGACCGAGCAACAAGUUUGAAUGACAUCCUCUCCCCCCCCCUCCCCAAAGGAAUUAACUCAAUUAAGAAAAUAACACGGGUUGACACCUUUGUAUUCUAAUGCUGAUAAAUUAGAUAAAUUAUGUUGCUUUACGAAUAUUAUUUCCCAGGUUGUUUUAUUAAGACUAAAAUGCUCUUCCAUUUCCUUUUUUUUUUUUUUUUUUUUUUUUUUUCACCACAAGUUCACUGUGGUGGUACUCUGAGAGCUGACUCUGGAGAGAUCCAAACUCCCAACUUUCCCCUCCACUACCCACGAAGAACCGAUUGUCAAUGGAAAAUUGUGGUUAGCGGUUCAAGCAUAACGCUGAAUUUUGAGGAGUUUAAGGUACAGUGAGACGUGCAAAUGAUGCUGCGGCGCUCCGCUUUACAAAUUGUUUAUAGCGCGUGGAAACAGCAACCGCUACAUCAUGUCACACACCAAAUUCUUCCAUCAUUAAUAACACUAAACUAUCGUUAGUGAACGAGACCAAAUCGAAACAGCCCAAGGCAGUUCUCAACUUUAAAUGCAGUUAACUUUUUUUUUUUUUUUACUCAUGUUGCAAAACGGUCUCAAACUUUUAUUUCCCUGCUAAGUUUCUUGCCCAGAAGCCAGAAACUCAAGAAGGAAUAAUAGUAGUUUCCGCUUAUACUUAUCUGCACAUAUGGAAUUGAUGAAAACAGUGGCCAAAAUUAUACAGAUUUGAACAAAAUAGGUCGCUUGGUCGUAUCGGCUGAUUUCUUAUCAAGAUCUUAAUCUUAUCAGGAUCCCUUAGUAUCUAUGGAAAUGGAUACUAAAUGUUAGCAUCUCAUGUCUCUGCACUGAUUAAAAACAAAAUAAUUGUUAACAACUCUUUACUGAAGAAGAGGUGGGUAGUGGUGAGCCGUGAAGCAAAAGGAAUGAUUACCACCGCUAACCAGACAUUGACAUCAAUAGUCGUUUUAGUAUAAAACUAAAACAGUGUCAUAAAAUAGCGCUAUGAAUAUGAGGGUAAUAUGAUUUUAGCUCUCUUAUUCCUGCAACGAUUACAAUAUUUUUGGGCGCAAGUUGUUCGAAGGUGAAUGGCAAAGGAUAUUCGGAGUUUGAUUAGCCAAUCAGAGGUCGAUAUUUACAUAAAUGUUCUCUGGCUGCAUGGAUGUACUUUAAGGUUCGUGUAUUGUUUGUAAGGUGUAAACAGGUAAUAGCGACAUUCUUGAUCUAUGUCCCUACGUCCCAGUUAUUUUAAUAACCUGCCUUUUCUUGCCUCUUUCUUGAAACAACUCAGGAUUGCGUUGUUUGUUUGAAGCCUGUUAUGACCAACCUCAUGUAGACUUGUAGGUUGAAAUUUAUCCAAAGAGUGUUUCCGAAAUUGAAACUCGUGUUCAAAGUCGCAUACACAUCAACCAUUUCCCCCUGAGAAGUGUACUUGAGAAAGAAAACUUUCUGUAGAAGUAUUUCCUUCCAAUGCAUUACAAUUAUGUUGGAAAGUGUAUUGUUAAAGUUAUCUAAUUAUCAGUCGUUGUCAAGUUUUUCCAUGACGUUUUUCCUUUCACGAAAAUUUGAAACUGCAGUUUUUUGGAAGAGGGACGUUUACGAGCUGAGAAAUUUUACGUGUUUUUCUUAUGGGCAAGAGGAAUAAGCGCAAAUGAGUAUCGAAACGGAAAACGUAUUAAAAUUUAAAAGUACCCGUUGUUUUGAAGGGAAUGUCUGACUACAGAGUUAUACGCAAUGAUAAAUAUAUUAUUACUAUGGUGGCCGUGAUCAAAGCUGUUUUUUAGUAAGGGUGUCGGACAAGAUGUUCGCGAUAGUAACAAAGCACAGUAAAAAUAUCCAAUAGGGAAGUUUUCCUUCUUUUUUAUUGCAGCUUGAAACAAGUCAAGACUGCAUUUUCGAUUAUCUGGAAAUUUAUGACGGCGAGUCAGACACCGCCAACAGACUGGGCAAGCUGUGUGGAGACGAGACACCUGAUACGGUUGAGUCCUCCGGUCCUCAGCUCUUUCUGAGAUUUCAUUCAGAUUCCUCAAGCGAAUUCAAGGGUUUUAAAUUACGCUAUGUAAAAAAGGCAGGUACGGUUUCGGGUUAUGGUAUCAACCCACUCUCUUUCACCUCUAUCAAUCAAUCCCCUAGUCAGUCAAUCAGUCAGGUUAUCUUUGCGACUCCAGGCUAUAUGGAAUGAGCUGGACUUAUAUACGUAAAAAUCAGUUAUAUCCAAAUUACAUAAAUUAUGUCAAUAAGAUAUACUUAGAUCUCAAUGUCUUACCCAGACACUAAUUUUCUUCAUGAAACCUUUCCUCGUUUGGAGUUCAUUCCGCCUUCAGUUGCAUUGAGCUUCCAGAAGUCUUGCCUCUACCACCAAGAUGGGGUUCCAAGCCAUGGCUUAGGGUCACGUUUCGGCAUUUCGUCGGGUUUCCCUGACUAUUCGAGCGUUAGCCCUUCGUCAGAGCGAUUGACGAAGGGAUAACGCUCGAAACGUCAGCUUUUAAACUCUUUAUGGUGGGCAAUUUACAUUAUCAACUCAGUUGUUAACACUAAAUUACCCUGUUAUACUCUCCCACCGACGCAGCGCCACAGUUUCCUUAGAAACUUACCCCCUUUAUUCGUUUCCCUGACUAUGUCUAUUGAUUCCCCUGAGUGGCGAGAGGCACUGUGUGAGUAAAAACCUUUGCCAAAGAUCACAACGCAUUGACCUAGCCGCGCAUUGACCACAUGGUGAACGCACUCGCCGCUUUUAAGAGUACUAGGUAUUUUGGAAGACGUCUUUACUUUUCCUAAUUAUGGUUUUGUGGUCUCGACAAAGCCAUGAGGAAGAUUAAGUCAGAUUUAAACAGUACACCAAAAUUGUUUACGCUUUUUUUAAAGAUGCGCUGACUAUGCUGUUCAUAUAGAUCCCUGAAUGCAAUGCUUGUUUUCUCACCAAAAUUGGAACAUUCCCUUCUGGUUGAAAUAAGAGAGGCUCAGUAAUUGACGCGAUUCAUAAACAUUUUUGUAAAACUUGUUUUUGUUUUUAUCUUCAAGAUUGUAGUCAGACGUUCUCUGGAGAGAAUGGUUUGUUCAGAUCCCCGAACCAUCCCGAUAGCCAUCCGGCAUCGUUGAAUUGUUCCUACCUCAUCUGUGUCCCGAAGGAAAAACUUGUGUCAUUGCGUUUUACGCACUUUGACUUAGAACGUGAUGCAGGUAGGCGUCAACGAUUUCAUGUCAAUGAGUUUGUCGAAAAAGCAGAAGUUCAGAAAGUUUUUCGCCUUCGUGGCAACCGCAAUAAGCUAUUACCAUGAUCUUGAAACGGUUAGCUCUAUUAGCAGGAAAAGAAAUCUGAAAAUGAAAGGAAAUUCAAGCAGGAAACAUCCUCUCGUUCGGCGCUUUGUUGCUCGAAUAUAAUGCAAACCACCUUUAAAAAACGCACUGAAUUAAAGGAAGAAACACCUCAGCACACAUAUGCACCAUUCUGUAGAAGGGUUUGGGCAACAGGUGAAAAAGAAUUUUAAAAAAAUGGUUACAUAAUUAACUCGUGAAUUGCGCGCAUGCGCAAGAGCGAGUUAUAGAUACCAUGUGGGGAAUGGCAUUCGCUCGCUCGCUCGCUCGAUUGGUCGAUUCCUGUAAACUUUUUUUAGAUUUUAGGCUUUUGAGUGCAUUUGAUAGUUUUUAGCGAACAGUAAACAGAAGAAAUGGCGACCUUUGUUGCUAAGAAUAGUGGUGGGGUGAAAAAGAAGCCAAUGAUAAUCUUAAAAGAGUUUUCUUUUCGUUUUAGUUUCAACAAGCGGCGCCAGCGACUGGCAGGCAUGCAAGGAUUCACACUGAAAUAACAGAACAACCUUCGUUUUUCAUAAAAUUGUAAUUUACAAUCCUUGAACUCGAAAACAAUCCGAAGAUUCAUUGAAAAUUUUACUUACUGCGAAGCGCUCGGAGUUUACAGAUGUUCAAAAGCUUUUUCUGUUAUGGCGUGAGAUUGAGGACAAAAUUGAUCAUUACGUUUCGUCGCGUGUGUUUUUCCUGUGUGAAGCAACAAAAGAUGCCGGCGACUGACGAAAUUACAAGUUAACACGAAAAUCAGAUAACACCUAAACAAACAAUUUUAGCUACCGAUUUUCAGUGAAUUUUUAAAGAACAAUUUUCUUUUAAGUUUCAAGACAAUUUGAAGAUUCAACAUACAUACAACGUACUCAAAUGCGAAAGUUACACACCACAAAAUUGAUAAAUAGGCCUGAAAUGAAAUUCUAUCUUGUUAUUGAUUAUACGUUGCCUAGCACGUGACUUAAAUCUACCCAGGCGGAGAUCCAAAAUGACGGUGGCAGGCUUGGCUUAGUUAUAUCACUCAAAACUCGUUCCAGUUUGUCUGAUUUGAUAAAGAGGGAAUCGUUAAUGUUUUUAUUAAGACAGUAUUGCCUUGAUUUUCUAAUAUUUACAAUGAAAGACAGUAAAUUUCACUUUUCACCCACAUUUACUUCCAACCUUUUCUUUUAAACCAGAAACAAAAAUGAUAGACGUUUAAAACACAUGACAUCAUCCACCUUGUCAAAUGUAAUAGCAUGAUCAUUUCAAUUGUAAUGCCUUCUUAUCCCAACGUUACUUUGUUUCUUUGUUACAUUAGCGAAUACUGAACUACUGCUCGAACUCUAGAUAUGACAAUCAACCACCAAAUUUCCUAAACCAGAUAACAUUAAACAUCAUGUGUCAAAAUCAUGUGUCAAUUCACGAGUUUGCUCACAGAGCACUUUGAUUUUUCUUUCGUGUUCAGAAUGCUUCUGCAUUGCACAUAGCAUUCAAACUGCUCACUGCUUUCGAUUUCAUUUGUGCACUGCGCGAUAUGCACAGAGAACGAACUCGAAUGUGUGUGUUAUAUACAAAACUCGCACAUAGGUGCCUGUUUUCAGAAAAGUUAAAAUUUUUUUCUGAGUACAGGACGGUUUCUGCUUCUUGUUAAUUUAGCUAUUUUCAUCGACACAGGUUGCGCUUUUGACUAUAUUGAAGUUUAUGACGGUCCAGGGACGUACUCUCCGAAGCUUGGAAAGUAUUGUGGUAACGAUAUACCAGACCAAAUCCGCUCUUCUACUAAUGAACUCCUAGUGAUAUUUGUCACGGAUAACUCCCUUCAGUAUUCCGGCUUUGCUGCUGCAUAUACUACCGAAUCUAGAGGUGAGUGUAUUCUUGCGAAAAGAACAUACAAUUCAUUAAUAGACGAUUUACAGUCGAUUAAAAACUUUUUCAGCCUGCAGAAAGAUAGCUAUGCUUUAGAAUACCCUGUCACUAUUCAACCAGUUUUAGACCCCUCUCCUACUAAAAAUUCAUGAGAAACAAGCAAGUGAGAAAACAAACUAUUCAAUCGACACCGAUAGAUCCUUUUUUUUUUCUGUUCAAUCGAUUUCUCUCUGCUGUGGGAAUCAGCUGUGUUUUAGGAAGACGAGAAAUGUAAAGCUGAAACUUUGCAGACACUCUAUGGGUUUCAAACCAUUCCAGGUUUAACAUACUUCAGGAAAAUUAAUGAGAAAGUCUCAGGUCCAUGUACAAAGCCAAGGAGCAGUGUGUACUCCUUAAAUUUACAGGCCCUAACAUCAGUACGAAUAUUCUCCAUACUGUUCUCUAUACAUUUUCUAACGUGUUGACGAGGAGAAUUUGUUUAACAACUAAGAGCUUCUUUGGUUGUACUUGAUCAUCAUUUCUUUUAGUCCUGUGUUCUUUAUGUGUGAUCCAGGGGUGAUAUCGCGAGGAGAAUUAAGAUGCCAAUCACUUUAAGGGGUUGAAGGAGUAAAUUUGAAAUUUAUAAACGAGGGUCUUUUUGAUGACCUGUGUCCUUUUUUUUAUUGAAAGUUUGAUAUGUUUCAGCAAAAUUUUAAAUGCUAAAUGUGCAUUUUGUAUGAAUUUUUUCCAAGCAGCUGUCGCUAAUCCUUGUCUUGUAAACAAUGGAGGGUGCUCUGAUGAAUGUUCUCAGACGUCCGAUGGACGGGUUUGCUCAUGUAAACCAGGUUUCACACUGGAUAGGGACGGGGUCACGUGCAGAGGUACAGAUGUAUAAGACUUAAGCAACGUAUACUCCUUUACAAUAUACUUUCUUGACCUUUUACACCAGAUCAGACUCUAUUGUGGUAGAUGUAAGACUCUAUCUGCAUAUGUCUUCUUGCUAGGCAAGGUACUGCUUGACGGUUCAAAGAAGUGAAUUACAAUAGAAAGAUUAAAAAAUUGAAAGGAGAGUGUAGUAAAAAAGUAGAGCAUGGCACAGAAAGUUUGUAAAUACAAUCAUUUCUGUUUUAUGGUCUCAUGUAAUGAAAGACAGACUGUAAUCAUGCCAUUUUGGCUGAAUAUUUUGAGAGCCGCAAAGGAAAAGGGAUCCUAAUGAAUCAUCUUAGACUUUUGGGAGGCAAAGUUCUUUCUUUUAAGAAGAAACUUUUAAGAAGAAACUUAAUUUAAAGAAACUAGACUGUCCAGUCAACAGUGAAAUCGUACUUAACUUGUUUCCAUCAGUUUAUUUCAUUUUUGUUUGUUUGUAUGACUAUGCUUUGGGUAUUUAUUCGUAUUGAACAUUUUUUCCCGCUGCUCAACAGACUAUGAUGAUUGCAUAAUCAACAACGGUGGCUGCGACCAUCUUUGCCUAAAUACUCCUGGUAGCUUUCACUGCAAAUGUAAUGAUGGUUACGUAAUCGAUUCAGACAACAAGACUUGUAUAAGUAAGUGUGAUAUAUUGUAGUUAAGAACCAGUUACCAUUAAUCGCGCCGAAAGUGGGGGGGAAAGGGGUAAAGAAUUUGGAGGGAAGGGAUAACAUGGUCAUAAGGGAGAACCUGGGGGGGAGGGGGGUGUCAGUCGUCGCACGCAGAGUAGAAAGUGGAUGCCAAUUAACCAUAAAUGAGAGAUGGGGGUCAUAAUAAAAGGUCCUCAAUGUGAAGUUAACUCCAUUCCUGUGUUCACAAAAGACCAACCUAUUAUUCCGAACUUCAAAACACGUGUUGUUCCCACGAGCAGGACACAUGAACCCCACUACACAAAUUAUCGCCCUAACACGUAGCUUAUGUAAACAGUACAACUGUAAAAUAACAUAACGAAAACACACCUACGUCACUACGAGGAGCUAUAAACAUUUUACGCUCUAUGCUGUGGCACAAAAAUAUCCUGUUGUUUAGAUAAUUUUUCGAAUAACAAGUACAUUUUUCGUAAAAUUUAAAGUGACGAAAAAUACUCAGACAAAAAAUGUAGUUUCUGACGGUUGAGUGACUAGGAACGAAUUAGUCAGAAAUUACUAUUCUGAUGGCACGAUUGAGAGGUUUUAGUAUUCUCAGGGGAGAGUUUUGAGUAUUUAAUGUUUUAGCGGGGAAUAUUAAUCAUUCUAGCUCAGUCAGUCUUUCUGUUUGCUGUUGUCAAUUUAGUUAAAUUUUUUCUAUGGAGUUACGGGUUUGUUUGUACCUCUUCCCCGAGGGUCCGUGCCACUGCAUUAGAUGGGGAAUACGUUUCCACAUAUUUUUUGGCCACAUCUAAAGAGUGGUUUUUUAGUGGUUUUUCGUAUCUGGCGUGGUACACUUAAUUUUUCAAGCUUUUCAAGUUAGACUUGCUAGCAUAUUCUAUGUUGUAAUAAGUAUAUGUAAUAAGUAUAUGUUACGGCACAUUGUUGUUGUCGGAUGACUGACUGACCAUUCCUCAAUAAACUAUUUCACAUUGAAUGUUUCGUGAUAGUGUAGUCAGAAUUGGUUGAAUGACUCAUUCAUCUGCAAACCUUGAGGACUGUUUUGGCAGCAGUGAUAUGUAGAGAGGAUCAAUGUAUCUGGUAUAAAACAUAUUAAAGUGAUUUCCUUAUUUGAUCAAAUAUCUGUGGUGAGAUGGCAAAACUAUCGAUGGGUUUAUUUUCUGUGAAGUGUGAAAUAAAUUAUAUUUUGUCCCUUUAGAUGAGAACGAAUGCGCCACAGGAAAUAACAACUGCGAACAAUUGUGCCGCGACACUGAACAGGGUUAUUAUUGCGAAUGUCACAAGGGCUACAAAGUAGGACUCGACGGAUUCACAUGUCAAGGUAAAACAUUUAGAAGCAGCUCUAAAUCCAGCCUUGCGAUGCCAGGUUGCCGAGUGUUUGAGGGAAAUCUCGGGAUGAAAAGUUAGCGGCCACUAAAUCCUCAGUGGCCCCACUCUCCCCUUUCCUUUUCAACUUUUCACUCCGACAAAAUAUGUCCAUUUCCUAAACUGUGGUAAUUCUCUUCACAAUUAUAAAAACUUUAAGACUAUGUGCGUUUGACGUUUAAUUAAAGUAACAUUUUUAUCAACAUAAUGAUUCAUUGAAAAUGUUAUUAGAAUAUUUUGUUGCCAUACAUCUUACAUUUAAACUUCUUGUCGUUCUUUUUGUUUCUCAACAAUUCAUAUUUUGCUUCUUUGUCAAACCUUUGUGUAUUCUGUUCAGAUUUAGCCUUUUUAAUGGUUCUGUUGUCUUUCAGAUUUGGACGAGUGCAAGUUACCUAAGAGUUUUCAUCACUGCCAACACACGUGCGUAAAUACACCAGGAAGCUACUACUGCAAGUGUAACAAAGGAUUCAUACUCAGUGCUAAUGGAAGAAUUUGCAGGGGUAAGGGAACAUUGCUUAUUUAUCUCCUGGGGUAGGGUGGGAAAAGAUUUUGGGGUAUAAAAGAUUUUAAGGUGCAAAAAAUUUUAGGGGAGAUCUCAUGGGGGUUUACUGGGGAAAUGGUGGGGAAUCAGUCGUCGCCGAAAGAAUGUCAAGGGGGAACUAUAGAAAAUUGACCGCCAAUUAACUGCCAGCGAGGGAGGGGUCAGAAGAGUAUUACAGAGCAUUGAGGGUGGGGAGAUCAGUAAAUUUCAUGGUGACACAACUACAUGCCCCCUCCCCUCCCCUCCCCGGCGAUAAUUAAAGAUCGGCCCGAAAGGGUCAACGGAUUACGGACUUUAACGUUUUAACAAGAUUACCUUCGGAUUUCAAAUCGCUCAAAGUACGACUCGAAGUUGGAAAUUCUGAGGCUAAAUUCGUCCCUGGGAACUUAUUUCAAUUUCUAUGAAUAUCCAGCUUUUUCUUCUGUGUGGAGGGUCAUCGAAUGAAUGAAUUUCGUUUUCAGAUGAAGACGAAUGCUUGAUGGGAGGAACAAAGUGUGAGCAACAGUGUGUUAAUACCCCGGGUAGUUUCCAUUGUGAUUGUUACACUGGUUACCAUCGUGACCACCGACUUCCUCACAAGUGCGUGGACACUGAUGAGUGUUCAGAGGGCCGGCCAGACUGUCACAAGUGCAUGAAUUCUGAAGGAAGGUAACGAGCCGAAGAAUUGUAAGAUAUUGUUAUCGUUCCUCCAGACCUCUGCAGGUCCUCAUACUUCAUUCAAAGAAGGCUUAAACCAAGACAAAACGGAAGAGCUCAUUGAAAUGUACAGUGGCAAUUUCUACCGUCCGUCCUUAGGCUGGUUGCAACAUUUGUUGUGAAAGCUGGCCUUAGUUUAAUCGAAGUCGUCAUUUUAUAUAUUUCAAUGUAAUUCACUACUAGAUUUAUUGACCUGUUGUUGGUAGAGUGGUGAGAGCACUCGCCCAGCAUUGCUUUUGCUGGAGCUUUAUAUACACUCCCAGACCUUGUAUCACAAGUUGCUGAGUUUUGUGAACGGCUCUCGCCCUCGUUGGCCUUUGCUAGGCCUCGUUGGCCUUUGCUUUCCUUCUUCAAUCUUUUCAAGUAAUUGUGCCAUUUAUUUAUUUAUUUUUUUAUUCGAUCAUUACUAGUUUCCGUUGCGAGUGUGAUGAAGGUUACAUUACCGCUGACAAUGAAACUCGUUGCGCGGAUAUCGAUGAAUGUGCGGUGAACAAUGGCGGCUGCUCUCAGAACUGCGUCAACAUGGAUGGAUCUUACAUGUGUGAAUGCAGCGAAGGAUAUAAUGCCACCGACCCCGAGUAAGUAUAUGAACUUUAUUUUCCUUUUGCACCUCAUUGGGCAUUGUUUGAUCUGCAAUAAUAUGAGGUGCUCGGCUGCUUUUAUCAUCUCGACUAUGAAACACGCAGAUAUGAUAAAUCGGUGUAGCAACAUGCUGAGUCUAAGACCCCAUUCACACUAAUGCGUUUUCGUCUGAAAACGGAUUCUAUUCGGUGCGUUUUGGCCUUCCGUCCUCAUUAAUAUUAAAUGCUUGGAAACGGAUGCGCUUUUAAAUGAAAACGAAUCGAUUCGAAAACACUCUCAAAAGUGGAGAAAGUUGAAAAUGCAGGCAUAACGGUUUUGUGUGAGCGGUGGAAAACGGAGCCUUUCGAAAACAAUGACGCUGGAUUACGUCAUUGCGUCGUGCAACCUCUUUUCAAGCUUCCCGUCUCAAAUUCAAAACAAAUAUGGCGGACGGGCAAAUGGAUAUGCUUUUGUAUGUUGUUGACUUGUUUAAUCGCUUGUUUGGAGCUUAAUAUCGCGUUAUUUACCCUUUCGUUGAUAACCCUUCGAAGAAGAAUAUCCAUUCUGGGAACACUGGUUCUUUCUAAUGAUCGCCACGCAAGACUCGGACAAGUAGGCCAUAUCAAAGGCCGAGAAUAUUUUGAUUUCGACCAGGACGAACAAGCGCGUGGUGGGCAAAUUUUUUCACAGAGGGCGUGCGCAGUCUGACGAGUAGGUCACAGAAGUGACGCAUGCAUUUUCGAGUGUUUUAGUGAGUGGACAGUCAUAAACGCUAUGAAAACUCUAGUAGUCAACCCCAGGUGAAUUUAAAAAAUUCAACUGCCGUUUAGGUCACUUAACUGUGAAGACAUCGAUGAGUGCGCCAGAAACAAUGGCAAAGGAGAAUGUGACUACGCAUGCGCUAAUUCUGUGGGAUCAUUCCGCUGUUCUUGUGCUGCGGGCUUCCACCUAGAUGCUGAUGGACUGACCUGUCAUGAUAUAAAUGAAUGUCAAGCUAACAACGGAAACUGCUCGCAGAAGUGCAUUAAUACUCAAGGAGACCACUCAUGUUCCUGUUUUGAGGGUUUUGUGAACUCAGGUUCAAAUGGAACUGAUGUUAUCUGCAUUGACAUUGGUGCGUAUCUCAUUUUUUUUCCCUUGCUUAUUGUUCUUUCUACCGGGUUAUUUUAUUAUUGCACAAAAUGCAAACUGUCUCUUUUGGGUGGGGGGGCUUUUUUUGUCUCUAACCUUUUUGAGAAAGAUGUUUAUUCGUCUUGUCACGAGCGUGGGACAAAGAAAAGAGUCCCCAGAGGAAUCGAACCUCAGACCUUCGGAUUCCGCGCUCCGAUGCUCUACCACCGAGCCACAGAGACUCCUCGGUGAGCGAGGUCUAUUACGAAGUUCAUAUGACACGCGUCCUAACCUUGUUGUUGUUCGGCUUGUCUUCUAUUGUCCUAUAUUUUUUUGUUUGUUUUUAUUUUGUUUUGUUUUUUUCGUUGCGAGCGUCGAGGAAUUGUAUCAAAUUUUGACUGCUCAAAGUGAAACAUGGUUUCCAACUCUCUCUCUCCUUUUUCUCUGGUCCUUACUUUCUCUCUAUGCUUUCCAUAGACGAGUGUUUUGAUGAGAUACACCAGUGUGACAGUCUCGCGAAAUGCCACAACACUCCCGGUAACUACUCAUGCCAGUGCCCUGACGGUUAUUCCUCGCAGUGGAAGGACUGUAUCGGUGAGGCCGGUGUUUAGACAUAAAGAAAUUUAUGUCGUCAUUGUUUUCAUAAAUCAUUCCCCUUUUCAAAGCGACAGUAUAAGAUAAAAAAAAGGUAAUCAAUCAGUCCGUUCAGGUUUCAGGUCUCAGCAAUUUUCUACUAUUAGUUAUCGGCGCGAUAUUUUUUAGUUUAGAACUGGAACGCUAUGAUUGUGCCCUUCCGAAGUACGUGAUAACUUUACAAGCCGCAAUUUUUUCGCCUUUCGUUAAUUCGGAAAAAAGGGAUUGAUUUAUUUUGGAAACUACGCCAAAAAGUUUCAAAAAGAUAAAUUAAAGAGAUCAUUUGCCUUUCGGUCCAGAGACAGAAUCCUUGUUAUUUUGCAGUUCGAAUUUUUAUGAUGUCUCGUAAAAACUUUGAUUAUUGAUGUAAAGUAAUUCACGAAAUCGGGUAUCUAUAUGAACAUCGGUUAGCAAUAAAAAGGCCAUUCUCAAAAAAGCCUAUUUAAAGAUGACUAAGGUAUCCAUCAUUUUAUUAUCCUGUUUAUGUUUUAGAUAUUGAUGAAUGCACUAAGCCCGAGAUAAAUCAGUGCGAGCAAGUUUGCAACAAUACUCCUGGAAGGUUAUUAUGUUUCUAUUACGUUUUUUAUUAGCUCUACACCCCAUCUUCCCACUGCCAAAGGAAAGUAAUUUUAUAUCAGCAACUCUUGGCCUAGCAAAUGAUUCUAAAUAUUGAAGUUGUAAUAUACAUCGCAAUCGAUACUCUUUGGCAGGCACAGAGUCUUUAUGGUUAGCGCAAGAAACUGCGUUGAGAUGCGACGUCGAGCAUCGGCCGGGUCUCUGUAUUGUUUUCCUGGGCAAGACACUUUAUCAUAACCAAGCCCCCAUUCAUGCAGGAGAUGACUGAACUGUUAGGGAACCCCGAAAAUAUAUUUUUGAAGAGGGGGAGGGUGAAGGUUUAGCGGUGAUGGGUAAGGAUUCUCUCCAUGAUAAGUAGUAAUACCCCUAGUUGGUUCACGCCGCAGAAAGCCUGUGUUAGUCAUUUGAAUUUGAAUGAAUGAUUGAUAAGCUAGAUCAACAUUGGUUUUAUGGUGAUUAUUAUUUAUGUUCAUUGUUUGUUUGUCUGUUUAUUCCUUGUUUUUUUUUUGUUUUUGUUUUUUAUUUUCUAAUGAUUGUUCAAAUGAUUUAUGCUAUUCUAAGGAUGUGAUAUUUAUUGCAAAUUUCUCUCAUAUGUAGCUUCCACUGUGAAUGUAGACAAGGUUUUGACCUCCAAAACGACAGCAAAACCUGCAGCGGUAUGUAUUGCUAACAAUUGAGGUUUAUUCAUUGGAAACGAGAAACGAGAAACUGGCAAGGGCCCAUGGCCACCUGAGGUUUUCAAUGAUUACAGUGCAGUAAAUGUGUGGCAUUAACUUAGAGAUUCGCUGAAAAUUAGUAGUAUUUAGCUUUCGGUCAGAGAGAGGGAACAAUAGGUUAUUAAAGCCUUUUUACUUUUACUGAUCUCAGCAUGUUGAAUAGAUCGGUAGUAAUCAGGCCCAAGCAAUAGCAGGUGCGGGUUAUUUCUUACUCUUUGACUUUCCAUAUCUUCAGAUAUUGAUGAAUGUAAACUGGGCAAAUGCGAAAAAGGUUGUCUUAACACCGUUGGAAGUUACCAAUGUUUGUGCCCAGCUGGUUAUCAGUUGGCAGCAGACGGUCACCAUUGUGAAGGUAAAAUACUUCAAUAUCUAGAAUUAAGCUAUAUUAAUGAGGAUUUAAUGAAUCAAUAAUUUUUUUGCAGUUGAAACUAACAAUGUGUCCAAAGGGGCGUAACUUUGAAAAAUAGGAUAUGGAAGUUGUCCUUCUUAAUUAAGAUUGACAACUGGGCGUGUGUGAAUGGGUUCUGAUAUUUGACUGGCAUUUAGCCUUGAAAAGUGAGAUUUUUGACCCGCACACCAUUUAAGAUCAAGUUCCAAAGUUAAAUGCAAAAAUGGUGUUGAUGAUUUUCCAGAAUCGUCCUAGCUGUUUUCAACUAUCUCUCUUUAUUACAGAUAUCGACGAGUGUUUGGAAGAUAACGGUGGUUGCGAUCAAAGAUGUAUAAAUGAAAAUGGAAGGUAUUGUUUCUUCAGAAACUCUGGAGUUAUUCGUUUGAGUACAGAGGAGCUCUUGCUUGGAACUCGUAGGGAGACAUCAGGAAGAGACGUUUGGAAAAGUGUUAACAUUUCUUUGUUGUUGCGUCAGUUUGUACUUGUUGAUGUCCCCCUAGCUUGUAUCAGGUUUUUCAGUACCUCUGUCAAGGCUGAGUGAAUUUGUGAGUAACAUGAACGAGGUCCCUCUAAUUACUUGGCUGUUCGAUGUCAAUGUCUCUGAAUGUUAAAAGAAUAAGUAUUAUUGUCGUUACAAUCAGUGUAAUAAUCAACAUCAUCUACAUUAUCGUUAUUGUUAUUUUUCUAUUAUUGUUAUCAUCAUUAUUAUUUCAUGUUGUCAUAGUCACCUUAGACUUCAAUCGCUUAAGAGAUCUCAAUAUUUAUAACGUCCAAUUCUCAGCGUAAUAUCUCCCAAGGGUAACCUUGCAUGUUUCGAGGAAAUUUUUUGGUGUCCCUUAAGAUUAUUGUUGCUAAUCAUGCAAGAUUUAAAGAAAAUGACGUUAAAAACUCUAAGGUAUCUCUGACCCUCCCAAUAUAUGUUUUGUCUUCUCACAGUUAUUCAUGUGCUUGCCAUCAUGGUUUCAAACUUCUGAGAGAUGGAUCAACAUGUAGAGGUACAUAUCGUUAAAAAGCGGGCUUGUGAUAAGUUUGGCUUUGCCACAGCUGUUGUGAUAAGCGAAUCAUUCGCCCUAUUAAGGGUGGCAAAUUUAUGUUCUCAACUCAUUUGAAAAUACUAAAUUACCGAAUAUGAGGCUUGGAACCGAAAACAUACUUACAUAUAUGUUUAUUUUCCAUCCUAACUGAACUCCCAUUAAAACUUCAUGUUUAUAUUACUAAAACCUUAACUUCCCGAAUUGUUUAACGUUGAUAACAAAGGGGAAAAAUCACACUUACACUUGCUCUUAUUAAUUGUUAAGAAAACAACAAAACAGUAUAAACAAUAGACUGUUCUAUUAAAUGUAUCACACUCACCUUUCGCUAAACAAAAGUUCAGUUGCAUACAUGUGAGAAGUUUGCUUGUAUCUUACUCGAAAGUAACGAAAGAAUCGGCAUCUGUUCGUGGGCAAUCGCGUAAGGUAUUUCGGAUGCAUGAUUAUUAGAACGGGUGCGAAUCGAACAGCGGUUUGGAUACGAACUGAGUCCCGUAGAAUUGUUGAAAGCUUUGAGACGUGAAAAUCUACAAGGAAGCGUUUUUUUAAGGUCUUUUCAUACCAGUGCUGCAGCACAGAAGAAACAAUACAAGUAAAGUUAGCACUAGGAAAUGCUGCCAGCGUUUGAAGAAAAAUUAAUAAGGAAAGUGUAUAUAUUAGAUUGCUUAGCUAUUUUGGGCUGCUUUAAGUAUAAUUAAUUUUUGACUACGCUGUCAUUUAAUGCUACCUUUGCUGUGGCAAUGAGACUACAGAAGCAAAUUGUUUAUAACACAUUAAAAAAAGUGGUGGUGCAAUUUCGCUUGAACGAGAUAUAAAAGGUAUGCAUCUGUCGCCAAACGAAAAUUCCUUGAGGCGAUUUAUCGCAAUAAUGUAUCCCUGGUUCUGCGAUAAAUCCGGCACUGGAGCGAUAUAUCAUUUGAGAGAUAUGUCGAUGACGAUGAAGUACACGCUCUACGAUAUAUCGUUGUAGCGAGAUAUCAUUGUAGCGAUAUAUCGUCGGAGCGAUAUAUCCCUGGAACAUUUUAUCAUUGGAACGAGAUAUCGCAGGAAAGCUCGGAUAUCUCGUUGAUAAAAAUGCACGAUAUAUCGGCGAUAUAUCGGAGGAACAAAGGGAAUUAUUCGACGAUAAUCGUUAGCAUUACGUUUUCACAGUGCUUUAUCAAUUCUUUACUUUACGGGGGGCUGUUUAUGUAUGUGAUUGGAACUAAACUUUUAGAAGGAAAUAAGUCAAUUACUUAACUGGUCUUUUUCUUUUGAAUCAGAUAUCGACGAAUGUCUGCUGAACACUGCGUGUUGCAACCAGGGUUGUUUCAACACAGAAGGCAGCUAUAACUGCUCUUGUUACCAAGGAUACACGUCCAGCAGUAACUGCACCUGUGUAGGUUAGUAAAAUGAAAGUGAUAUGACUCAACCUGAGAAUUUUGAGUUGUUUUGGGUUUGUGUGGUCAAAAGUAUUUUUGAGCAAUGAUGAACGUGAAAGCCUCUUACAAAAUGUAAUUUUAAUUUCUCUUAAGUGAGACUCUCUUAUUUUUCAGACCUUUUUUCAAGUGAUACUGCCAACAGUACUGCUUAGUUUUAGCAGUUGAGCAAUGAUAAAAAAAAAAUUGUUGAGGAAAGUCAAUGUGUUCGUAACCUUUGAGAAAGUUACUUUUAGAGUUAAUGAUUAUUUCUCACUGCUCACUGUGAUGUAUCCUUCCUCACCUCAUUAUGUUCGACUAAAAAGUGACUCCGUUCAAUAUUUUAUUUGCUCUCUCUAGAUGUAAAUGAGUGCCAAACAAAUAACGGAGGCUGCGAACAGAUUUGUACCAAUAACCCGGGAAGCCAUAGGUGAGCGAACCAUACUAAGAAAUAUUUACUUGUUCGUGUCAGGCGUUUAAGCUGAUAUUUGCCAACCAAGGUUGUGUCAGUGCGAUUUCUGCAAGAAGAUUUGCCCAGCUUUAGUACACUGUUGUACUCGUCGGAGGGUAAUUUCCGGCCCUCGCAUAUAGAAUUAAAACGACAAGAUUUAUUUGUCCUAAGAAACAAUAGGUACGUAAAAAAUUAGCCAUUUCCUUAGUAUGUGCUUUUUUGUUUGUUUGUUUGGUUUUUUUUUUGUUGUUUUUGUUUUUUAUUUUCGUUUUUUUUGCAUGAUGAAUUGUAUUUAUCAUUUCUGGCUUUUUUUUAAAAUCAGAUGCUCGUGCAACUCAGGUUUUGUAAUCGAUAGCAGUGACCCGAAGCGCUGUGUGGACAUCAACGAGUGUCUUACGGUAAGGAUGUGCAGAAUAUUGACCCAAAAAUAA
This is a messenger RNA of Pocillopora meandrina, 17317 nucleotides long. The record is from the annotation of a GenBank genome assembly. Lineage: Eukaryota; Metazoa; Cnidaria; Anthozoa; Scleractinia; Pocilloporidae.